AUUGUUAGCUAAUGGCUGAAGCCCGCUAUGAUGAUGGAGAUGAAGAUUUUCCAAAUGUCGCCAUUACGAGGAGAAGAAAUUCAACAGACCGCUCAGAAAGAAACAAACCAGAACACUUACAUAUAAGUCAAAGACCCCUUUCUUCAAUCAAAGCCGCCUUUAAGAGAACUUCUGCAAGAGCUCACUCACAACCGGACUGCUCCAGGGAAAGAAGGACUCCUUCUCUCGUGCUUCAGCUUCCACCAUCCUAUGAGCAGGUGAUAAAGGAGAAGACCCAGGAGCAGGUUGCCACACCUUUACCAUUUCCACGACGCUCGCAUACAGCAACUAAUGCCACACAGACUGACUCACUAGAGGAGAAUGUGACGCAUCCAGAUUCCAACCAACAUCCCAGCGAAGUUUCAGCGAAGCUGCCAAAAAAACCACCUUGGCCAUCAUUGCCUUGCAAACCCGUUUCACAAGAAACUCAAACCAGAUCCCUAACAUCCACUCCCACUCUCAACUCCCAACCCACCAUCGAUCUAGCCUCAACCACACAUCCGUUGCCUCAGCCACGCUCCAAAACGAAACCCCUGAGCCCAUCCAAUCAGGUCAAUGCACAACCUCUGAUACCACUGCAAGACAGCUGGGAAGUUUGUCCUUUAACACCUGUGGAGACUUCUGAUGCCCAUUCAGGCAAUUAUCUGCAGGAACUCUUAGAUGUCUUCAGCUCGGAACCUCAAAGUGAACUGAGUAUCAGUGUCAACAUCCAGGGAGAGCAGACGAACCAAACUAAAGAGAACCAAAGUGAGAAGAUGACCUCCCUUCACAACGACCACAACAUCCGGUCAAGAAUACAAGCCUUUGAAAGUCAAUCAAACGCAGAGAAUGAUGAAACCUCUAUGCCUUUCCCUCGUCCUCGUAAGGUUUUCGCCAAACCACCUGCAGUGGCACCAAAACCUUCUAUUGCCCUCCGACCCUCUGUCAAAAAGCCCAAAGAAGAGCAGCUUUCACAAUUUGCCAGUCACUUAUAUGAAGAGGUCGACGCGCCACCGAUGCCAGCGCCAAGACCUCAACUUUUAAAAAAACCAUCGUUAGACUCAAGAGAUGACUCCAACUCUCAGCCUCCCUUCAGGGCGGUCCUCAUCCCUCCAUCGCGAUCUUCACUGGUCAGAGUUAAGAAUGUAUGUUCCCAGGAUGAGGAAGUAGUAUUGAAAGAACCUCAUCUGCCUCUCAAGCCCAGCAAAGACCUGCUGAACCUCAACAAUCACAACUCCACCGCACUUCUGUCUAACAUUACAUUCGCAGAGAACAUGCUUAGCAAUGACUAUGUGGAUGCUCCCACUAACCACUCUCCCUCUAAACCUGCCCGUCAAGGAGGAUUCAACUACAUGGGGCCAAACACGCUGGGAGUGUUCAAGAGACCCACAGUCAUCAGGGUCCCCAGCAAAACUGACAAAUACCCUGAAGAGACGGCAGACGUUCCCACACCCACACCUGCUCAACCCUCUCGCAAAGACUCCUUCAGUUUCUCAACUGAUAUGUCUCUUCCACCACGGCCCAGUGGAGGAAAGGUUCUGCCUCCUCGACCGUCACCAGCUAAAACAGGCCCAGGGCGACCUCCUCCUCCAUGGAAAGAUGGCUCCCAACGUCGGCCCUCAGAUCCAGGAUUUUCACAAAUAGUGCCAUCAAAACAACAGCAACCUCAAUGGCAGCAACAAAACCGUAGAGCUUCGAAAAAAGGACCUGCCCUCCCGCCGAGACCCAACCCUGGACAUCGUCUUUACAACAGAUACACCCUUGAGAUCCCCCACGGUAUUGCUGAGUUUGACUACAAUGGCACUAACACUGGGGAGCUCUCCUUUCAGAAAAAUGAAGUCCUCGUCUUACUUGAGGAAUUAGACAGCAAAACCUUCGAAUGCCAAGUGGGAAACGCUAAGGGGAGAGUGCAGAAAACACAUAUGAAGAUUAUCACACCCUUAACAAAUUUACUCUGCAAUUCAGCACCUCAGAAAAACAGCUCUUUUAGUGGCAUGGUGGAAAACACUGGAUCUCUGCGAGCGCAAGCCCUGUAUGACUUCACUCCAGAGGGGCCUGGAGAGCUGGUGCUAAAGGCUGGUGAUGUGGUGUCUAAUGUAGAGCAGCUGGACAGUGAGUGGUACAUGGGAACAUGCAGAAACAUCACUGGAUUCUUCCCCAUUAACUACGUCAAGACUCUGAACAAGCCUGGUACAUCUGCGCCAGCAUCCAGCAAUGAAUGGCAAACCAAACCAUCUCCUGAGCCUGUCAGAGGCCCAAGGUGUGUCGGGAGGUUUGACUUUGAGGGAGAGCAGAGCGAUGAGCUCUCAUUCUCUGAGGGUGAUGUGAUUCGGCUUAAAGAAUAUGUGGGAGACGAGUGGGCUCGUGGGGAAGUGAACAGCCAAGUUGGUAUUUUCCCUCUCAACUUUGUGGAAGUGCUUGAGGAUCUCCCUCCAGCCCCAGUGCAGAAAUCUGCUCCGAAUAAGAUUGCACUGCCUGGAAUGGCUGGUUCAUCUAACACACGAAUGUCUUACAAGACCAGUGAGGCGGAACGUAACAGUGCAGAGUGGGCCGUGGCGCUGUAUGACUUCACAGCAGAGACAGAAGAGGAUCUGGCCUUUCAGCAGGGAGACAGGAUCCUGGUCACUGCUCACAUAGACGAUGAAUGGUGGAGCGGACAGAUAAAUGGCAGACAAGGCUUCUUUCCCAAAGCCUUUGUAGAGAUUGUUACAGGUGGGAGAAAUUGGUAAGAGGCAACCUCAGAAGCAGUGUUUUUCUUCUCUGCUUUGUUUUAAUUGUGUGUUUGUCUAAUAUAUAUUUAUAAAUGUGAACUCAUUGUUAAUAUUCCAAAUCCACUGUCUCCUAAAAAUAUAUUCAUGAAGUGCUAUGGGAGUUACUACUUCUUUGUCUUAUAUGUACACUCUAAAAAAAUCUAAAAAUAUGGCACAUGUACUGUAUUUGAUGGAAUUUCUCUAGUUAUUUUUUACAGGUGUUUUACCUGCAUUUUGAAUUUUGCACUUCAUUGCAUUGUGUUUUAGGGUUAAUGGAAAUGUUGGUAAACAUUAAUGGAUAAUGUCACAGUAAAAAGCUGCCAGUACUUUAUUUUACAGAUUUAUUUCUUACAGUGUACUAUAUUUAAGCUUACUUUUCUGUAUACAGUAUUACUGGUUUUAUGUACAGGGAACAAAUAGUAUACAUCAUUUUAUAGAUUUAAGCAUUUUUAAACACAAUAGACAAAUGCCCAGUGCCAUCUUGUGUCCAUAAAUCUGCACUUGGCCAUCUUUAUAAUUUUGACAAGUGAUGAUAGACAUCUGAGGCAUACCAGUGUUUCUACAGGACUUAAAUGUGUAUAGUAAUAAUAAUAAAUGUCGUAGUCAUGGCAUUAAAUGUUGUAUGAUCUUCCUCAGUA
Molecule: messenger RNA, 3406 nt
Organism: Sinocyclocheilus anshuiensis
Lineage: Eukaryota; Metazoa; Chordata; Actinopteri; Cypriniformes; Cyprinidae
Product: SH3 domain-containing protein 19-like
Molecular function (GO): protein binding
Source: RefSeq, a predicted model, not a curated record